UCGAUUUGGAACGGCGUAGUUGCAAGUUGUGUCUGUGCGCUGGAAGGAAGGAAAUGAAGAAGUUCCGCGCCAAGGCGAGCUCCCUGCCCAUUUUCAACGGUCGCAUAACCGACGCCACCACACUGACUACCUCCUCGCUGCAGCUGCCGUUGGGCCAGGUCCCGCCGAGAAAGCCCUCCACCACCUGCACUCGGGUGUUGCCCACGGUUUUCACAAUCACUGACGGUACCACUGGAGCGGCCAGCACCUCUCUGGCGGAGGCCAUGUCCAGCAACAAGGCUCACGGGCCAUCGUCCGGCAAGCAGGAGCACCUCCUGCAACUGGAAGUCCCCAGGGAGGAGGCCCUGGCUGUGGUGGGGCCCGAGUUGGCCAACUAUGAAAAAGUGCGAGUGGUGGGACAGGGAUCCUUUGGAAUAGCCAUCCUCUACCGUCGCAAAUCCGACGGCCACCAGAUAGUCUUUAAGCAGAUAAAUCUCAGUGAACUCACUCCUCCUGGCAGGGAUCUGGCCAUGAAUGAGGUGGAUGUGUUCUCAAAGCUGCAUCAUCCAAAUAUAGUGAGUUAUCUGGGAAGCUUCAUCAAGGACAAUACUCUGCUCAUUGAAAUGGAGUACGCGGAUGGAGGCACUCUGGCCCACAUCAUAGCCGAGCGUCAGGGCAAGGUGCACUUUCCGGAGAGGUACAUCAUCGCGGUUUUUGAACAGAUUUCCAGUGCCAUUAAUUAUAUGCACUCCGAGAAUAUCCUACAUCGAGAUCUUAAAACAGCGAAUGUAUUCUUGAACCGACGUGGCAUCGUGAAGAUUGGGGACUUUGGAAUUUCCAAGAUAAUGAAUACGAAAAUCCAUGCCCAGACUGUGCUAGGUACUCCCUACUACUUCAGCCCGGAGAUGUGCGAGGGAAAGGAGUACGACAACAAGAGCGAUAUAUGGGCUCUGGGUUGCAUCCUGGGUGAAAUGUGCUGUCUGAAGAAAACAUUCGCCGCAUCCAAUCUCUCCGAGCUGGUCACCAAAAUAAUGGCGGGAAACUACACACCCGUGCCUUCGGGUUACACUUCCGGACUACGCAGUCUCAUGUCCAAUCUGCUCCAAGUAGAAGCUGCUCGGAGACCCACAGCCUCGGAGGUGUUGGUCUAUUGGAUUCCAUUGAUAUUCCGAAGUUUGGGAAAGAACAAGGGAUAUUCCUACGAGGAAGACGUUAGUGGCGCUAGUGGAAAUCUCCUGGCGGCUACUGCACCCGGCGCCGUCCACAGCAGUGUGUCCUUGGAGCUGGAACUGCCCACAGCCCAGACCGAAACGAAGCAGCUGAUGAGCGCAGACACUGCCGCGCCUCAUGAGAUCCUUGAAAAACGAUCCGUCCUCUACCAACUGAAAGCCUUUGGAACCAGCUUUAGCAUGGCACCCAUCCAGCUGCCUCCUAAAGCUGUCAUCGUGGAUGUGGCCAUGUCCGACUCUCAUUUCGUGGUGGUCAACGAGGACGGAUCGGCCUAUGCCUGGGGAGAAGGUACCCACGGUCAGCUGGGGCUCACCGCUCUGGAGGCUUGGAAGCACUACCCCAGUCGCAUGGAGAGCGUUCGCAACUACCACAUUAUUGGAGCCUGUGCGGGUGAUGGCUUCACCAUCCUGGUCACCCAGGCGGGCAGCUUACUCAGCUGCGGCAGCAACGCCAAUCUGGCCUUGGGCCACGAUGAGCAACGCAACUACCACAACCCCAAGCUAGUGGAACGUCUGGCGGAUGUGCGGGUGGAGCAAGUAGCUGCCGGGUUGCAUCAUGUCCUGGCGCUUAGUCGCGAAGGAGCUGUGUAUGUGUGGGGCACAAGCUUGUACGGAGCUCUGGGACUAGGAAACUACCAGCAGCAACAAAAAUUCCCACAAAAGAUCCUACUCUCCCACGUGAAGACCAAGCCAUCCAAAAUAUUUUGUGGGCCGGACACAUCCGCCGUAUUAUUCACCAACGGAGAGAUUCACGUUUGUGGCUGCAAUGACUAUAACAAGUUGGGUUUCCAAAGAGCAGGAAAGAUAACAGCCUUUAAAAAGGUGCAAUUGCCACACAAGGUCAUCGAAGCCUGCUUCUCGUCCACCCAUUCAGUGUUCCUGGUGGAGGGCGGAUAUGUCUACACCAUGGGCCGAAAUGCGGAAGGGCAGCGCGGGAUAAGGCACUGCAAUGCGGUGGACAAUCCCACCAUGGUGGACUCCAUCAAAGCCCGCUAUAUUGUGAAAGCAAACUGCAACGAUCAGUGCACCAUUGUUGCCUCGGAGGACAAUAUCAUCACCGUGUGGGGCACUCGCAAUGGUUUGCCUGGGAUUGGUUCCACCAACAGUGCUUUGGGGCAGGAGAUCUUCACCCACAGUACCGAACUGGAGCUGGGUAACAAUACGGCGGCGUUCACCAACUUCCUGGCCUCCGUUUACAAGUCGGAGCUGAUACUGGAACCUGUGGAUAUACUGGCUUUGUACUCAUCCAAGGAGCAGUGCGACCGUGGUUACUACGUUCAGGUCCAUGAUGUUUAUCCCUUGGCCCACAGUGUCCUCGUUCUGGUGGACACCACCACACCUCUUAUCGCCUCCUACGAGGGAGAGUGCCCCCAAGCAUAGCUUCAAUAAAUGAGAUUUUGGUUACUUCUUGUCAUAUAUGUAUGUUGUAUUAUUAGUAAUACAUUUAUUGGAUUCAAAAUGUAAUUGUAGAAUCUUAAGCUACAACUAAAACGAUCUAAAAUAGAAAGUAGCGUCUAAAC
This is a messenger RNA of Drosophila bipectinata, 2728 nucleotides long. RefSeq names its product nimA-like kinase (gene niki). Gene Ontology annotation, biological process: protein phosphorylation. The record is from RefSeq and is a predicted model, not a curated record. Gene Ontology annotation, molecular function: protein kinase activity; ATP binding. Lineage: Eukaryota; Metazoa; Arthropoda; Insecta; Diptera; Drosophilidae.